AUGGCGACUGCUGGGUUAAAACUACUAGAAGAAAUCGACGAGAACUUUCUCAUCUGUGCCGUUUGCUCUGAGCGGUACAGAGAUGCGAGAAUUCUACCGUGUUUGCACAGCUUCUGUGAACAGUGUAUCGAUAAGCUCGUUGAGAAAGCCGGUGGAAAGACGGUAUUAUGUCCCAUUUGCAGACGAGGUCAUGACCUGCCUGAAGGACUGGCAAGUAUUCCCAACAACUUUUUUCUGAAUGAACUCGUUGUUUUAUUCGCUGACAGAAAAAGGGAAGAUAAACAUGCCACAGAGGAGAUACAGUGUGGAAGUUGUGAGAAAAGAACAGCAAAGAGUAGAUGUCUGGACUGCGCAAUUGGGCUUUGUGAUGACUGCACCCAUGGGCAUAAACAGAUUUAUUGUUUAAAGUCUCACCGUCUGAUGUCGCUUGAAACAUUCAAUAAUAUACGAUCCACUGACCCAGCUAAAGUACAGCCCCCACUUUACUGUACCAAUCACCAUGACAACCAGGUGAAGUUUUACUGUGAUUCGUGUGACGUUCUAAUAUGUUUGGAGUGCACUGCCCUGGAUCACGUACGAACUGAACAUAACUACCGAUACCUGAGCGAUGCAGCCUCAGAAUAUAAAGGGUAUCUAGUUGAGAUGGUGGAGAAGUUGAAAGAAAAAGAAACGCAAGCAACUGGCAGUAAACAGGAAGUUAAACGUACAGCAGAAUCUUUAGAGAAUCAAUUCGAAACAGAGAAAAAGAAAUUAAAUCAGCACAUUGAAAAGACAAUUGAAGUGAUCACAGUCAAGAUCCGUAAAAAUGGAAAUAAACUGAUGGAGGAAAUGAAACACGAAUAUGAAUCCCGGAAGGAGAACUUAAAAGCACAAAUUAAAGAGCUUGAAAUUGCAGAGAAUGACAUGAAGCAUGCAAGUGACUUGGGAGAGAAACUGAUGCAUUAUGGGAAUGCUUCACAGAUGAUGUCAGCCAGGAAGAGAAUGACGUCACAGAUUAAUUAA
Molecule: messenger RNA, 1002 nt
Organism: Saccoglossus kowalevskii
Lineage: Eukaryota; Metazoa; Hemichordata; Enteropneusta; Harrimaniidae
Product: E3 ubiquitin-protein ligase TRIM56-like
Source: RefSeq, a predicted model, not a curated record